Molecule: messenger RNA, 3586 nt
Organism: Bemisia tabaci
Lineage: Eukaryota; Metazoa; Arthropoda; Insecta; Hemiptera; Aleyrodidae
Source: RefSeq, a predicted model, not a curated record
UCUUUGAAAAUUUCAAGGAAUGAUAUUGAUUUGGUCUACUUCAAAAAAAUAAAAUGCGAGCGUAGAUUUUUAAACACAGCAAACGAGAUACGUGGUUUGGUAGUUUCACCGUCGAUAUGUUCUCACGUGCCUCCAUACACUGUUGCCAGAUAGCGCUAUAAAGCAGAACUUUCCCCUAUUCAAGUCCGUGUAAAAUAUCCACUUAUUAUCGCACUUGGUAACCUUGAGCUUAUCCUAGUUUGCACUUACGGCUCUUUUCUGUAGCAUGGCAGCGUCAGCGACGUGGCGAAAAAUAUUUUACGUUUUUCUUGCAACUGCGGGUAAAAUUCACUCCAAAGAAGAGGCAUGUUAACUUGGAGAGAGAAGGAAUUCUGAUUUCACGUUGUUUGGAACCGUAUGUAGAAUUAAAAAUUGUACAGAUGUAUGGUAAGCUGUAAAGUGUAUAUUAUCUUCUUUUUCAUGAGCAAUUAAAAAUAUGUAUAUUUUAAACGUUGUUCAUUUUUUCUCCGUGUAUAAGUGAUGUUUCUUCAAUUUUUUAAAAGUUAAAUGUACGCAUGUAAAUGAAAUGGGGGGGGGAUGUUUUUUGUCUCCGAGCUUUUAGAUGCGUCUAUGGACAUGUCGUCAGUCGUCCAAUGUAUCUCGAAUAUAUUUUCUUAGUUUUUGUCGCAUAAGAAAGCUGAAGUAUGUCCAGUAAGUUGAAUUUGAAGCGUUUACUAAAACGUCUUCUCUACAGAACUCAGUUUCAAAAUUACGCUUAAAAUAAAUAUUUAAAAGUCAAACCGCAGGCAAGGAAUAAAACAAAUGGUCUUUUCUUUUUAUUUUAUUUACCAAACAUAAUUUGUUGCAAAGAUACAUUCACAUUGCUUCUCGCCUUCAAAAGAUUGACUAGGCAACAAAAACUGCUAGUUAUAAAUUGAUUUUUAAUUGGCAACAAAACUCACGUGUACUUCUUACCAGCUACAAUGUAGGCGCGAUCUUCUUCUGUCAAGCUGUUUACCCAUGAAAUCCAAAUAUUUCCAAAUAUAUCAAUACAAUGUGUGAACAUGUGACUGAAAAAAUAUUUAAAUAUAAUUGAUAUUCUCUUUAUCUUAUUUUUUUUUAUUAUCGACGUUCAUAUAAUGUAUUAAAGCCCGCGUAUUAAAAGCUCCCCGAUUUCUUUCUAACACUCUUUUAGUUAAUCUACAAAUCAGUAUUUCAAUCCAGCAUUAGAAUCACGAAAGAGCAAAUGUAGCUGGUUCCUGGAUUUCACUCGCUUUUUAAUUUUGUUUACGGCAACGAUUUAUACUAGUAGAUAUUGUUCAUUGACCAUUGCACAAGUAGCCUCCGAUGAUUAGUUCAGUUUCCCUUCAAAAACUUAAUUAUGCAACGUGGGCUACUUUGAAACAGCAACAGUUGCUCACAACGACGGCGCCAUCAUCAUUAACUUUUUGGAACAGUUGAACAUGCAUUACUAUAUUUACUCUCUUUUUUUACUUCGUAUGUGGUCUUCCGACUUGGCUUCAUCACAGACGGUAAAUUUCGACCGUGUGAAGACAGUUGAGCAGUUAAGGUACAUCAGAAAAGUAAAUAUUUCCAAAAUUAGGGCCUUACGUCAGAUUUUACGAAUUACUGCUUGAUGAGCAUCUGUUCAUUGUCAGGCUCUAGUCUCUACGCAACGGCCUCGGCUUUCACGUCCUUGGUUCCGUAGCAUCCACGCUUGGUUCAGGUCCUUUGGCAGUCAUGGGUGGCAUCCUCGAUCCGAGGACUUUCCCAGCGCAGUUGAUAAAAUUAAUUUUCAUUCAUGAGGCGUGGAUGCUCGGAAUAUCCCUCGCAGCUGGGCAGAAUAUCUACCGUGACACUAGCGGGUGCCCGAUACCUUCUUACACCGUUUCGCGGACCUGCGGAAAAUGGGGACCCAUAGUUUUGGAAGACAUAACUUUGAUCUCCAACUUGGCCUCCUUCGAUCGAGAACGGGUUCCAGAGCGAGCUAUCCAUGCUCUAGGCGCAGGUGCCUUCGGAGACUUCGUGGUUACCCAUGACAUUAGUCAAUACUGCAAGGCAUCCGUGUUCUCCAAAGUUGGUCUCAAAACACAGGUCGCCGUCCGAUUUUCCACCUCCCGCAACGGGCGCAGCGGCCCUGAUAUGAUACGGGAUCCACGUGGCUUCGCUGUCAGGUUUUAUACCGGAGAUGGAAACUUUGACAUUGCGGGGCAGAACAUGCCGAUCUUUUACUUCAGGGAUCCCAUGCUCCUGCCGGCUUUCAUCCAUUCGCAGAGAGGAAGGGAGCCCAAAACAAACCUCCCGAACCCGAAUUACCAAUGGGACUUGGUGUGCUUGAGACACGAUACUCUUUUUCAAGUCAUGAUGCUCUACUCGGACUGGGGCACUCCCGAUGGCUACCGUUACAUGGACGGCUACGGAGUCAACACCUUUGUGCUCAUUAACGCUACCAAUCAGCCCGUCUAUUGCAAAUUCCAUUGGAAGUCACAUCUCGGGAAGAAGAACAUGACGCACGAGGACGCAGCGAAAGCAAGAGGUCAAAACGUCAACUACUCGAUACUAGAUCUAACGGAAGCUAUCAAUAAUGGUGACUACCCAUCCUGGGACUUCAUGAUCCAAGUUAUGACCUUCGAACAAGCCGACAGUUUUCCGUACAGCGUCUUAGAUUGCACGAAGGCGAGUGAUCCAAAUUUUGAUCUGCUACUCCCCUGUUGCGACUUGCUUUUCUUUGAACCGAUCAACUUGGUGAAACUGUCAGCGACGUCUAAAAGUGUCAAUUUGAGUAUCAUUAAGACUUUCAGCUCAUUUUUGGAAUAUUUCGAUGAAUAUUUACGACUAUACUUAUUUGUGAAGCUUUGGCCGGAAGAUAAGUAUCCCUUGAUCCCAGUUGGAACGAUGACAUUGAACAGGCUUCCUAACAACUUUCAUUUGGAAAUCGAGCAACUUGCCUUCAGCCCAGCGAAUCUGGUUCCGGGAAUACAACCCAGCCUUGAUCGAGUGCUUCAGGCGCGGCUGUUCGCGUACAAAGACUCGCAAAGGCAUCGGAUCGGCAAUCACUUCAUGCAAGUGCCGGUGAAUCGGCCGCUUCACUACCCGCCUUACAACUUGGUCCGUGACGGACAAAUGAACAUGCACCAGGAAUUCGGAUUCGACAACAACUUCUACCCGAGCUCCUUCGACCAAGCUCGGCCCGAUCCGUCGGUUGAGUUCGUGGCAUGGAACACCACUGGACCCGUCGGAAGGUACGACACUCUAGACGAGGACAAUUUCACCCAAGCCCGCGAGUGGUACGAAUCGUUGAGCGAUAACGACAGGAUGGCUAUCGCAAAAAACAUCGCGGGUGAUUUAAAUUUGAAAGGAUGCACCAAUGACAUAAAAGCACGAACUGCAGAGACCUUUGGCCUCGUCCAUCCCGAACUGGGCCGCAACAUCAGAUUACACACGAAAACGAAAGAAGCCGUUGAUGCAGAGAGCUUCUACUCAAAUUUUUUCCAGCAGCUAACGUCGUUUUAGAUUUAAUGUAAAAAGACAUAUUGACGGUGUAAGUCGGCAAUUACAUAUCUCGUUUGCGGUGUCUGAAAAUCUUCGCCUCUAUGUUAUUUUUUUA